This is a messenger RNA of Canis lupus familiaris (dog), 2599 nucleotides long. It is a transcript of the gene SCP2, whose product is annotated as sterol carrier protein 2. The record is from RefSeq and is a predicted model, not a curated record. Bases 323 to 1651 code for a protein of 442 amino acids. Gene Ontology annotation, molecular function: acyltransferase activity, transferring groups other than amino-acyl groups. NCBI's taxonomy places the organism in Eukaryota, Metazoa, Chordata, Mammalia, Carnivora, Canidae. The transcript has 16 exons.
GUCCACACCUCCUUUGCUUCUGAGUGAAGUUCCAGGUGUGUGGACUUUGGACGAGGCAAGACCUUCCUUACCCUGGAAAGGAAAGCAGUUCCUGAAGCCUGGAGUUGAGAAUUUAGACUACCCUGACUUGGCAAGAGAAGCAGGCCAGAAGGCUUUAGCUGAUGCACAGAUCCCUUAUUCGGUAGUGGAACAGGCAUGUAUUGGCUACGUUUAUGGUAACUCUACCUGUGGGCAGAGGUCUAUCUAUCACAGUUUGGGACUGACUGGAAUUCCUAUAAUAAAUGUCAACAAUAACUGUGCCACUGGUUCUACUGCUUUGUUUAUGGCCCGGAAUCUGAUUCAGGGUGGUGUGGCAGAUUGUGUCUUGGCUCUUGGGUUUGAGAAGAUGGAGAAGGGAGCCAUUUUAUUAAAUUCUUCACAGAAGACCAAUCCACUUGAUAAGCAUGUUGAGGUCUUCAUCAAUAAAUAUGGAUUGUCUGCCAAACCAGUUGCUCCUCAGAUGUUUGCAUGUGCUGGAAAAGAGCACAUGGAAAAAUAUGGAACAACAGUUAAACAGUUUGCGAAAAUUGGAUGGAAAAAUCAUAAACAUUCAGUUAAUAACCCGAAUUCCCAGUUCCAAAAGGAAUUCAGUUUAGACGAAGUGAUGACAUCUCAAAACGUUUUUGAUUUUUUGACCAUCUUACAAUGUUGCCCCACUUCAGAUGGUGCUGCAGCAGCAGUUUUGGCUAGUGAACAAUUUGUACAGAAGUACAACCUGCAAUCCAAAGCUGUGGAAAUUUUGGCACAAGAGAUGGUAACUGACUUGCCAAGUUCAUUUGAAGAGAAAAGCGUUAUUAAAGCGGUUGGCUAUGAUAUGAGUAAAGAAGCUGCCAAAAAGUGCUAUGAGAAAUCUGGCCUGACACCAAGUGAUAUUGAUGUUAUAGAACUUCAUGAUUGCUUUUCUGUCAAUGAACUCCUUACUUAUGAAGCACUGGGACUCUGUCCAGAAGGACGAGGUGGAGAACUGGUUGAUAGGGGAGAUAAUACUUAUGGAGGAAAGUGGGUCAUAAAUCCUAGCGGUGGAUUAAUUUCAAAGGGACAUCCACUGGGAGCUACAGGUCUGGCUCAGUGCGCCGAGCUCUGCUGGCAGCUGAGAGGGGAAGCCGGAAAGAGGCAAGUUCCCGGUGCAAAGGUUGCUCUGCAGCACAAUCUAGGCAUUGGAGGAGCCGUGGUUGUGACGCUCUACAAGAUGGGCUUUCCUGAAGCUGCCAGAACUCAUCAGAUUGAGGCUGUUCCAACCAGCUCUGCAGUUGAUGGAUUUAAGGCAAAUUUGGUCUUUAAGGAGAUUGAGAAGAAGCUUGAAGAGGAAGGGGAAGAGUUUGUGAAGAAAAUCGGUGGUAUUUUUGCCUUCAAGGUGAAGAAUGGCCCUGAGGGGAAAGAAGCUACUUGGGUGGUGGAUGUGAAAAACGGCAAAGGAUCAGUGCUUCCUAACUCAGAUAAGAAGGCCGACUGCACAAUCACAAUGGCUGACUCGGACUUACUGGCUUUAAUGACUGGUAAAAUGAAUCCUCAGUCGGCCUUCUUUCAAGGCAAAUUGAAAAUCACUGGCAACAUGGGUCUGGCUAUGAAGUUACAAAAUCUUCAGCUUCAGCCAGGCAAAGCUAAGCUGUGAAGAACUCCCUUUGCCUGCCUUUGAAAAUUAAGAUGAGAUAUAUAGAUAUAUAUCCAUAUAUUUCAUUGUCAAGGCUUGGAUGGAAACUACACAUUGGCAAACAGUGUGAGAUUUGUCUUUAGUUGGGUGUGACCAAUCUUGUUUUUCCUAAGCUCGGGGUGGACAGAGCCUAAUAGUGUACUACUGCUUGCUGAAUUGCAUAGAACUGUGCAUUACAAAGUUAAUAUGGUAAUUAUGGUUUGGGGUAAAACUGAGUUUCAGAAUAAAAUUAGGAACAGCAAAAUCUAAAAACUAUGUAAACAGAAGCUCUCAUUUUGCUUAUAAAGUAUGUUUAAAGAUCAUUCUGCUGAAGAUUCAAUUUAAGUUUUCCUUUGGAGAACUAGGGAAGAAACCGAAUACCAGGAGCUGGCCAAUAAUUAGUGUUGUGCACUUAAUGACUUUAAUCUAUUUUUCAUUAAUAGUUUUUAAAAUUCUGUAGCGGGCUGUUUAAAAAAAAAAAAAAACUUAAAUUUUGCAUUUCACGCCAUCAAAAUGGUACUUUCUUCCCAAAUCAAAAUAAAUCUGAUCAGAGCCUGGGGUGGUGGCGGGGAGUCUACAGCUGAAUGCAGCCUAUUUUUAAAGUAAAAAUAUUUUUUAAAUGAGUUUCCUUCUUGAAAAAAAUCAGUGUAUUGGUCAAAAAAUGCUGUUGUUAAAAAUAACUGAACAAAUAAAGUUUGCUUUGAGAUGCACAGGUUUCAAAGUAUAAUCUCAUAUUUAAUUCUGUAAAGCUCUCAGUCCCUUGUUCUCAUUUUCCUUUUUCAUAUAAGUUUAAUUAAUUAUGCACAUUUAAUUUAUCUUUCUUCCUGUUUUUUCUAAUGCUAAUGUUAUUUCUUAUAACUCAGUAAGAUACGGAGUAAAAUAAUGCUUUUGGAAGAAUGUUUAAUAGAAAAUUAAAAUAGCUUUUCCUGA